AUGCUUUUGACUCAGACAUAUGGCUCGCUAACAAUCCUGAACGUUUCAACGGUCAACGGUCGAAACUCUGUAUCACAACCUUGCUACAACUUUGGUUGUUUAUCGGCCCUGGCAUCGCUGACGGGCUAUGUGUUAGGAGGGCGUGGCAGGGGGGAGAAUCAUUCAGCCCUCAUUGCUGUGAGCGUGCGGUCGCCAUUACAUUUGAUGCACAUUCAUGCUUAUUCUUCUUCUCCAAGCUCAUCGUCAAGCGAAGAUGACUGUGUUCAAAUGGAGACGUCGCCGACGAAAAGGAACGUGACUAUCGACGUGAGCUGCUCCACACCGGCUUCAUCCAGUCUUUGUAAUCCUAAUCAUGGUGAACCCCCCAGCAAGCGAUGCUGUCGAAACGAGGACGAGGACCCAUUCGGCCUCGAUGACUUCUUUGUCCGUGUUUGUGGACGUUCGGUGAACGUUAGAGAUCAGAAAUCUGUACCUCAGCGAUUCAGCCACCUCAUGACCCAACGGCGAUCCUGCUCAGGAUGACUGGUCAAGUGUCGUUAUUUGUUAUUUUUUUGUUCCCAUCUCGUACGCAGAUUUUUUAGAGUUCACAUAUCGAUUUUGCGGGUAGUGCUAGAUGGGUUUGUAUAUAUUGUUGUAAGAUGUGAAAUAAAUUGGUAUCAAUUA
Messenger RNA from Cylicocyclus nassatus, 663 nucleotides. NCBI's taxonomy places the organism in Eukaryota, Metazoa, Nematoda, Chromadorea, Rhabditida, Strongylidae. The record is from the annotation of a GenBank genome assembly.